Messenger RNA from Anoplopoma fimbria (sablefish), 7149 nucleotides. Its product is annotated as ceramide kinase-like. Bases 132 to 1847 code for a protein of 571 amino acids. The record is from RefSeq and is a predicted model, not a curated record. Lineage: Eukaryota; Metazoa; Chordata; Actinopteri; Perciformes; Anoplopomatidae. Gene Ontology annotation, molecular function: kinase activity. The transcript is spliced from 13 exons.
AGAGAGAGAGACCCUCAGGCCGCUACAUUGUAACACUGUGUAGCGUCACCGCCGCCUCUGAUCUUUCCUCCCGGAGGCCUCAGCGGACGCACGGAGAGAGCAUGCCCGGACGGAGGUAGCCGGCCCCGGGCAUGCUGCUGCCUCCUCGGCCGGCUGAAGGAGAGAGGCAGGACGGAAGGACGCAGAUGGAGAGGCCGGGCAGGCUGCUGCUGCUGUCCGAGCUGCGGGUCCGGAACGCGGCGUACGACGUGAGCCUGAGUCGGUCCCUGCUCACCUGGAAGAGACGGAUCUGCAGCCCGGUGUACCACCCGUUCAGACCCAGUGUGUGUCACAGUGUGUUAGUGUCAGAGAUCAUCUCUGUGAGGGAGGAAGAGGAGGAGAACAGCAGCAGAGGAAGAGACGAUGGCAGCUGGAAAAAGAUCAAAGAGAGAGAAGGAAAGGACUGCAGGCAGGCCUUCACAGUGUUCUACGUGGAGAGGGUUCAGCAGCACCGCUGGCGGUGUGCUGAGGUCAUCUUCACCUGUCCAGAGGGGGCGCUGUGUCAACAAUGGGUCAGCAGCAUCAGGGAGCAGCUCGCCGCCAUCGCCAGCAGACCCAAACACCUGCUGGUCUACAUCAACCCGUACAGCGGGAAGCGGCAGGGAAAACGCAUCUACGAGCAGAAGGUCGCCCCGCUGUUCGCCCAGGCUGGCGUCUCCACGAACGUCAUCGUGACGGAGCACGCCAACCAUGCAAGGGACCACCUGAAGACGGAGGCGGAGCUGAAGAAAUUUGACGGGGUGGUGUGUGUCGGAGGGGACGGGAUGUUCAGUGAGAUCAUCCACGGGCUCAUCUGGAGGACGCAGAUAGACGGCGGCGUAGAUCCAAACUCUCCGGAGGAAGCACUGCUCCCCUGCUCGCUACGCAUUGGAAUCAUUCCUGCAGGUUCAACAGACUGCAUCUGCUUUGCCACUGUGGGCGCCAACGACCCCGUGACCUCUGCGCUGCACAUCAUUGUGGGAGACUCUCAGCCGAUGGACGUGUGCUCGGUCCACCACAACAACACCUUCCUGCGAUACUCCGUCUCUCUGCUGGGUUACGGUUUCUACGGCGACGUGCUGACUGACAGCGAGAGGAAGAGAUGGAUGGGACCGGCCAGAUACGACCUCUCGGGUGUGAAGAUGUUCCUGACCCAUCACUACUACGAAGGAACAGUGUCCUACCUGCCAGCCAAAGGCAUCAUGGGAACUCCACGGGACGCCUCCAGGUGUCGAUCCGGCUGUGUGGUUUGUCAGCACAACGGGCAGCUACUUUCAGAGAAAGCAGCGCGGUACGAGGUGGAUGAGGCAUCGGACAGCGAAAGCGACAGCGAGUGGAGGACAAUCCGAGGGAAGUUCCUGGCCAUAAACGCUGCCAGUAUGAGCUGUGCUUGUCCUCGAAGCCCCAAAGGCCUCUCACCUGCCGCUCACCUGGCCGACGGCACCACCGACCUCAUCCUGGUCCGGAAAUGUUCCCGCUUCAACUUCCUCAGACACCUCUUACGGCACACCAGCAAAGACGACCAGUUUGACCUGACCUUCAUCGAUGUCCACCGGGUGCGGCGUUUCCGCUUCACGCCGCGUCACUGCCAGAGCGACUCAGACCUGAACCUGCGGGAGAUCGGCAAACACCAGAUCUUCAGCCAGAUCUGCCGAGACCACCCGGCUUGUGGCUGUGCCCCCGCCUACAGCAACUGGAACUGCGAUGGUGAGAUCCUGACCCACACGGCCAUCGACGUCAGAGUGCAUUGCCAAUUGAUCAAGCUGUUCGCACGAGGGAUUGAAGAACCAACGGUGUUUGAGGAUAUCACCAACCCCUGUGCAAUAUAGGCCCACAGCCCCAUUACUCACCUGUCAGACACUGGAGUCGUCUCUAUUUCCAGCCUUCGACCUACGUCACUGUUGCUGCCGACAUCAUGUGACCAUCACCCCAUCCUUCACCAGGAGGCUCGACGGGAUUCAGCAAGUUGUGAUGUUACUCCACAAAGAUAAGCAGUAGGGAAGGAGACAAAUCUUUACUUGCUGGGUCUAACACUCCCAAGGUUUCCCCACAAACAGGAAGUGAGAUGUGGUUUCCUUUUAAAACAUCUUGAACAGCUUUAGAUGUAUUCUCUGGAAACAAGCAGCAGUUUUAAAGAGAUAAUCUUUGACCUGGAGAGUAAAGCUUCACCCUCAGAUUGUGUUUGUGUUCUGGGUCAAUUUGUUGGUGUUGAAUGUCUGGCACCUGAUUUAUUUUUGAUAUAUAACUCCAGUCCUGAAACUGAGCCUAAUACCUGUAACAGUAACACAAACAACGUGGAUUUGUUUCUGCGUUGCCCAGAACAUGCCCCGUGUGUCACAAGGGCCGUAUGAAGUACUCCAGUCUGGUUUUGAUACCAAGUCUGGUGUCUUUUUCUGUUAAGUCAGACUUGUUUUGGGUCAAAUAGAUGUUUCGACUUGGACUCAUCUCACCUCUUGGCCGUUUUGACUCGGACAUGUCUCUGUCUUAUGGCUGUCUUGGCUUAAAGUUGGACUUGAGUUGGCCUUGUAGGUGUUUUGAAGUGGAUUUGUUCUGACUUGGACCUGUCUUGACUCUGUCUUGAGGCUGUUUUGACUGACUUGUAAUGGGUGAUUUGACUCUGCUUCGUCUCGUAGUCGGCCACCUCCUGUUACAGAUUCAACCAAGUCCAGAUGUUUGUUUAGCAGACUGGACUCAGCUGUUAAGGGUCUUUACUCGGACUCAAGCCUCUUUGGAUUCAGCUUUGACUUGAUCACAAGACUGCUCAGACUUGUCAAAGACUAGACUUAUGUGGCCUGUUGGUUAAUGCUUGUAUUGCCUUUCAGUAUUUGUGAUUGUAGUUAGUUGAAGUACUCGAGACCUGCCUUGGUCUAGAGACGUCUUUUUCUUUUAGCUCUGGCUCGUCAAGGUCUCUGCGAUUGUUUAAUUUCUGCCUUUUUUGACUCUGACUUGUCCACCAGACAUUCUCAUCUGUUACUGCAAUCUCCGAGUUGCUUGAACUCAAACAGUCUGCAAACUGAUUUCAAGAUUGACUUUGAUUUGUUAUGUUUGUCAUUGUAUUUUUCCACAUUCUUUAUUAGUGCUGUAGUGCUUCAAUCUGGAGUGGAUUCCUGUCCAAAGAUGUUUUUUUCUUUCUCUUAUCUCUGGGCUUGUCUCUGUCUUUUGGAUGAUUUGACUCGAUAAGAACAGACUGAGAGUUUUUUGUAUUUAUUCUACUGAUAAAUAGAUUAGAAAUUGUUAGUUUAUUUGCACUUUUAAAUAGUUUGAAAUAAUCCUGGAUUUGGAAUUAUCUGUUACAUGUUUUCAAGGAUGCCAGACACCUGCCAGUCAAUCCUAGGGUCAUGUAGUCAUUAGGGGUUGGGAGCUGAUGGAACAUUCAUGAAAAGUAGAAAGUAAAUCCCCUGCACAUGGUCAGUACUUGUAGGGAAACAUAGUGCUGACAGGACAUUUAUUUUCCAGCGUUGAACUUUCCUCUCGCAGUCACCGUCUGUUAUUCAGCAGUGUGAAGGUUUAUUUUACUUUCUGCUUCUUGAUUAGAUUUAUCUCUAGUCCUCCAUUGUUUCUCAGGAAAACCUGAGCUCAAUCAUAUCUAUGAAAUUUCUAUUUUUAUUGAUGUUAAUCCGCAGCAAUUCAGAAGAAACAAAAACUAUGAGAAAUCUCAAAUUUCAAUUUUAGUCAAGAACAUUUUGUGUCGGUCAAGCUGGUCGUGGCUGUGUAAACUGAACGGCGCGUGCAUGAAUGUUUUUUAAUCUUCCAUGCUUUCUGCUCAAUAUGCAAAUGAACUGAGCGAACACAGGCUUAAAUGUAAAUCAACUGAAAAUGCACUGCUUUAACACCAAUGUUUCACUCAAACUGUGCAGAUAUUCUGUCUUCGAGAUCAGCUGAAGUUGUAGCUGUUACUUCAAUGAUGUUUUAAAGUUGUCUGUCAGGUUUAUUUGUAAAACCUCAAUUCAAUAAUCUGAACCUUCCAAAAAUCAAAUAAUAGUUUCAUGCAACAAAAGAAUCCUAAAUCCUCUUACGAAAGCAAAGAAAAAUAAUUCUGCUUCACAAACCUGUGUUUACUAGUCAUUCAUCCUAGGAACAUCACUUUAGGGAUGAUAAUGUUGCUCCAGACUGAAAUGUCUCAACCACUAUUGGAUUGAUUGCCGGUGUAGUUGGUUCAGACAUCCAUGUCUGUGCACACCCAGGUUGACAGUGGAGGUGCUGCAGAGUGCAAAAACGUGUCAAGCUAUGCAACAUUAACCACCAAAGAUGGCGAAUGCAACCUAAACAAAUUGUCUUUCCAGAUCUGUGUGCUGUUAGUGAGCGGGUAGAAUACAUCAGCAAGGGGCCCAAUAUCUAGUGGCCAGCCUAAAAGCCUACAAUCAAUUUUAAAUACAGACUCAUCUGUGUUUAUUAUCUUAACCAACCAUGUACCUAAGUUACUACGAGCAACCACUGACGAUUCUGACAACCGAACAUGCAACAACCAGUUAUUUGAAUGCCUCUAACUGUCUUAAUUCAAUGUUUAAAGCUUCUGAACUGGUCCGCAUAUUUUUGAUGACGUCUGCUGUAAAAGGGUCUAUCAUACCUGCAAACCAAAAACCAUUCCCAUCAGCCUCAGCUGUAGCAUGCAAACACACUAAAAUAGUGAUCUUUGGGGGCUCGACUUUAGCAUGUUAGCAUUGUCAUUGUUAGCACUGAGCUCAAAGCUCCACAGAUUGUGAAUUGUUGGAUAUGUGUAUGUCGUAUAAUUAACAUAAAACAAUCUAUUCUUAGUUUCUCAUAACAAAUAGAAUAAUAUUUCACAUGGAACCAAAUUUGGAAUUUUCUUGUGUUACUGGAAGGUUUGUAUUAUUGGUUUGAGGUUUAGUAAAUUCUUGUUUUGUUGAAGGAACGCGCAUUGUAAAGUCCAGUGGUGAUAUUCAACAUUUGCUUUCAAAAAAACCUAAAACAUCUUUUCAGAUCAUGAAAUGUCCCAGAUGUAUUGCUGCUUUCAAGAGGAUAAACCUUUUGGAUUUGAAAGACUCUUCCUGCCCAGAUGUCCAUUUGACCUGACAGGAAGUGGAGUAUCAGCACUGGACUAUCAGACUCUAGAUGCUGUUUCUUUGUGUUUUGGUUUGUUUGUUGACGAGCAAUCCUGUUUCCUCUCCGUGACGUCGAGCUGGACUCAAACUGACGGAGGAGGAAACCAGUAGCAGCUCACGGUGCUCAUGAACGCCAGCAGGCCAAAUACCAGCCGGGGUUUAAUGAUGUAGCUGUCUGUAUGUGACAGUUGUAGCUCAGCCUAGAGGACCUCACAGGUCCAAAAUCUUGGCCCCAAUCAAAAAAAAGUACCCAUCAGAACCCUACAUGCAUGCAUUCAUUUUCAAGGAUGUGACAGAUGCAAAGAUGGAGAGAAAACUAACACUAGCAGCAGUGAAAAAACAAUUAAACGGCUCCCUUAGAGACCUGUUUUAGACUGACUAUCAACUGACCUGUGACCACCUUUAGCUCUGUCUCAUGUUGAUUUAUCUCUAAACGCUGUAUUGAUACAAUCAGAGUCUCCAAACCAAAUGUGUUAAUCAUGUGCACACAGAGGUCGACUGGUGAUAGAUGACUGAGGUGGUAUUUUAGAUAGGAGAGGAUAAGAUAUUUAUUUACAUUAAGCGUCUGUAAUUAUGAGUCAAAUGUCUUUGUGCUUUAGUUUAUAGAUUUAGUGCCCGGUCAAACCAUAAACUGGCAAAUUAAUUUGCAUGUUUUUGUGAUAACAGUUGGUGCUGGUUAAGACUGGACUGAGCAAACCUUGCUAAUGUCGCUUUUACAAUUCUUACGGACCAAAAAAAGGCCCAGUCACAUAAAAAAAAGUGGCAUAAAGAAAUUCAUCUGUACUCAACGGGCCUCUUGACUAAAAUGGCUUUACUAUAAGCUUGGUGACGUAGCGACCGCUCGCAGAGAUAGUUGGUGAACGACGGUAUCUGGCAAGCUAACCACUAACACACUAGCAAGCCUGGGGAUAUGCUAGUCAAUCACUAUAGCUCCUUUCGGUUUUAUCUGUGCUGGGCCGUUUACUAAUUUUUCCAUACAAAUGAUUCAAAAGAAGUAUUUGUACCUUUUGACUCCUAACGUCUCUGUUGUGGUGUGUUUUAUACACUAACAGACAAAGUUAAACGGCUAACAAGCUAUGCAGCCUUAGCAACUGUGGCUGCUUGCUUUUGGUCAACGGCAUGAGUUUGGGUGUCGAAGUUCACCAUCGUUGAACUGGACUCAUCGCUGCUAUUCCACUGGAAUGAAUUCAUUUCAAUGCAUGUAGAAUGUUGACUUGGACCGGGCCUUAUUUACCAGCAGCCGAGUGGGAAAAACCUUUCAUUUUGAGCCGAUUCUUGUUCAUUCUGACAUUUAAGAAAUGACAUGACACUAUGAUAUCUCCAACUUGGCGGAAAAAAAACUUUACUCAUUCUCAAAAAAAACAAAGGUUUCUCGUUGUUCACAUUCUGCAGACGCGCUUUCUACUAGUUAGCAGUUGUAAGCUAGCUAUGCUAACAGGGCGAUAUUAUACAAUGCUCCCUGAUAGCCUCCUCAUUUUUACAGCUCUCUACUCCCUCAGAGUUCAACACUGUCGAGACGGAUUGAAUGUGAAAGCGCAGAUUUUCAUUGAGAAGUUUAUAUUCUACUUAAAAAUUAAACUCGUUCCCAUUAAUCCACUGAUUGUGAAGAAAGUAAUAGAGUAAAAUAUGUAACAGCCCCGAUUAUAACAAGUAGAUUUAACCAAAUCAUCUCUGGAGUUGUAUCAGGUAUUUUACUAACAGCAUGUAGAAGUGGUAAAAUGAAGGAUUAGCCUUUCAAAUAAUGAUUAUUUUAAGCAAAUUAUCUUUUUGAUUAGUUAUCUAUAAAAUCUGAAAAGUCAUUCAAAUGUCCAUCUUAAAUUCUUGAAGUCCAAAGUUGUUGUUUUUUAACUCCUGGAAUGACAACGUUUAACUCUGUAAAGUUUCUCACAAUUUAAAUCUCUCUAACUAACAGGGAACCUUUUUUAUUUUCAAUACUAUGGUUUAAUCCGACGCUGAACACUAGUUUGAUCUAAUGUGUCGGUCGACCUCAAUCUGUAAUCUGAGCUGUAACUGAUCUUUUCCUUCUGCUGUAGCUGUUUCAAUUAUCAGGAAUAAAAAAGAAAACAUA